Messenger RNA from Electrophorus electricus (electric eel), 1583 nucleotides. It is a transcript of the gene mycla, whose product is annotated as MYCL proto-oncogene, bHLH transcription factor a. Gene Ontology annotation, molecular function: protein dimerization activity; DNA-binding transcription factor activity. Gene Ontology annotation, biological process: regulation of DNA-templated transcription. The record is from RefSeq and is a predicted model, not a curated record. Lineage: Eukaryota; Metazoa; Chordata; Actinopteri; Gymnotiformes; Gymnotidae.
UCUGGCGCGAAAUAGCUGCCAGUGGGCUUGAGGGGUGCGGUUGGAAGUCGGUGCAGUGGUCGAGCCGGCCGUUGUAACUAGACACCCACUUUGUUUUCUUACUACUUUUAUUGGUGGGAGUUAAGCGGCUUAAAACAAAGACCGCCGGAGUGCAGCGUUUUGUUGCCCCGCGAGCUUUUUUCCCCCUGGAGUUGACCGAUUGUUCUCAAGCCGGACACGGCACGUCUUUGUCUUUCGCCUUUCCUAGGAUUUAUUCAGAUUGCCUAGGUCGUCCAUCAAAUGAACUGAUUGCGAAACUUCUGCUCGGAUGGCUGGAAUAAACCCUGUUGCGGCGUUGCAGGCGAACUGGGCUAUGGAGCAUGAUCAGUAUCAACACUACUUUUACGACGAGAUGGACACAGAGGAGGACUACUUUAAAUCCACAGCGCCGAGCGAAGAUAUCUGGAAGAAAUUUGAGUUACUACCCACCCCGCCCAUGUCACCCUCGAGGACAUUCGAUAGUGAUACUUUAUUCCCGUUACCGGCAGACCGGUUGGGGUGGGAACCGCCAAAGGUCGUAACGCUCGAGGAGGAUUAUGGUGGACCGUACAAAAUCGAUCCGCUGGACAUUUUCGGAAAUCUCAGCUCUAUUGUUAUAAAAGACUGCAUGUGGAGCGGCUUUUCCGCGAGUCAUCAGUUGGAAAAAGUUGGCUACAGCGAGAGACCACCGGUCACGUCUCAAAUCAAACCCCCUACCGCCUCGCACACCGGUGUGAACACAGCACGAGUUCAGCGCGCCGCGCCGGGCACGCCCUUGACCAACACCCAGGCGACACGAUGUGUGAAUCCCACGGCAGUUCUCAGUCUCCCAGUUCUCCACGCUAAAAAACCGACCACGGCUUCCUCUGGCUCAGAGUCGCGUUCUGACUCCUCUGAUGAGGACGAGGUGGACGUGGUGACCGUGGACGACCGUCCGCGGCGGGGUCGCCCCCCGGGCCGCCGCAGCCCUGUCACCAUUGCUGUGAGUGCCGACCCUCAUGGUCCAUGUCCCAAACACUUCCACGUCUCCCUGCACCGGCAGCAGCACAACUACGCCGCUCCCUCGCCCGAUUCAGAUGGCGAGGAUGGGUCGUCCCAGCCGCCCGGCAAGCGUCUCCGCCCAGGCCCCGGGGUGUCUCCGUCUCCGUCCUUGUCGCCACUCUCCUCGCCGGCCACCUCAGACUCGGAGGACUCGGCCGAGCAGAGGCGCAACUUCCUGGAGCGCAAGAGGCGGGAUGACCUGCGCUCGCGCUUCCAGGCUCUGCGCAGCGAGAUCCCGGGCCUCUCUGGUUCGACGAAGACUUCAAAAGUGGCCAUCUUGACCAGCGCCACAGAGUACCUACUGCAGCUGCGUGCCCGCGAACGGCGGCAGGCGCAUGAGAGAAAGAACCUUCGAGCCAGGCGGCACCAGCUGCUUCGCAAGAUCAGUGCCCUCAAGAACCCCUGAGCUGCUUUUGGACUGGAUCCAGCACACUGAGUCGGAGCGAAUUUGCCAGGGAAGUGUGGUGGGAUUGCACUGACUGCAGCAUGACCCAUGGAUACAGACAUGGGGGAGGGGGGGGGGG